AUGGUGUCGAACAAGCCAGCGAGCCAGGAUUUCUCCCGCGAUAGCAAGAAGAAGCCCUCGAUGAUGUCGGCCAAGCGGCCGGUGGGGCGGUUCCGGCAGGUGGUGGAUGUGCCCAAGAACCAGACGCGCGAUCCGCGCUUCGACAGCCUCUCGGGCAACUUCAACGAGGACCUGUUUGAGAAGUCGUACGCGUUCCUGGACGCCCAGCGCAACGAGGAGCUGGAGUCGCUGAAGCAGCAGGUGCGCAAGCUGCGCAAUUCCGACCCCAACGAGGCCGAGCGGAUCCAGAAGCUAGUGAACUCGAUGCAGUCGCGCGAGGCAUCCAAGAAGCAGCGCAAGCAUAUGCAGGAGCUCAAGCGCACGCACAGGAAGAAGGAGAUGGAGGCUGCCAAGCAGGGCAAGAUGCCGUACUUCCUAAAGAAGCGCGAUCUGAAGAACCUGGAGGUUGCCGAGAAGUUCUCCAAGCUCAAGGACUCGGCCAAGCUCGACAGGUUUUUGGAGAAGCGGCGAAAGAGGAAUGCCACCAAGGAGCAUCGCCAUAUGCCGUACCAGCGCCGCGAGGAGUAG
Messenger RNA from Linderina pennispora, 567 nucleotides. Its product is annotated as HSPC253 protein. Gene Ontology annotation, cellular component: 90S preribosome; nucleolus. The record is from RefSeq and is a predicted model, not a curated record. The coding region runs from base 1 to 567 and encodes 188 amino acids. NCBI's taxonomy places the organism in Eukaryota, Fungi, Kickxellomycota, Kickxellomycetes, Kickxellales, Kickxellaceae. Gene Ontology annotation, biological process: maturation of SSU-rRNA from tricistronic rRNA transcript (SSU-rRNA, 5.8S rRNA, LSU-rRNA). The transcript has a single exon.